GACAAAUCAGCGGCGAGCAAAAGUUGCUGUUUGUGAAUGGAUAAAAGUUGCACUUAAUGCAGAGCAAGCCAGUCACCAUGGCAAUGGCCAUCGCAAUGGGGUUCCACAUCGACUGAACCCCCCUUCCUGUAUAAAAGUCAAACGCCUGUUUCCGAACUUUUCAUCGACUUGCAUUCCCCACACCAAGUGCAAGAAAGUGUGACCAGAGAUACCCGCACGUUUCAUAUGCCUUAAGCUUUGAGCUUUUCAAACAAUUCGUCCAAGGAGACGGGCACGAACCGUACUCAUCAUGUCACAGGUCGCACUGGCCACGUCACAGAUCUCUGAGUCACCCGACAAGAAUGCUGUCACCAAGGCUGUCGACCCCAAGCAGAAGGCGGCGGACGUCGACCGCAAGAUGCGCUUCUACGGCGUUCUGCAGGCCUUCCGCGAGGGGCGCUACCCAGACAAUGAGCAAAUUGAUAAUGCACUCAGGUACACCAUCCAGCAAAGCCCAAUAGACGUCUCCAAGCUGUCACCUGAUGGUCAGCGCCUGAUCGCCGAUGUGCGCGAAAUCAUCGAGACCGCACGCCAGAUGGUGCUGCAGAAGAACUCGCACGAGGAAUUCCAGAAGUUCCUCUUCGCUUCUCGCAAAGCCGAUGUCACCGACCGCGUCGGUGUCAAGGCUCCAGUCGCCAAGGAGGACGCCCAAAAUGAUGCCGAGACCGCUGGAAAGGCAUUGCGCUCGCUCAUCAAGCUCUUCUUGCGCAACGGCGAGCUGCGCAAGCUGUUCAACGACUUUGCACUCAUUGGACGAGACGUCUUCGCCGAUGCUGCCUCCAAGGCCGCCGACAUUGCUCGCCCGGAAGAGGAGAAGCUGGCCAAGGUCGACCACCCUGCACCCGACAACCACUUCCACGAAGACAUUCCUCAGACGUUCAAGAAGGUUAAGAAGCUGCCUGAAGCCGCUGAUAAGGCCAAGGAAGACGGCACAGAGGCUGCAGACAAGGCCACCGACCUUAAUGCACCCGUCAAGGAGAACGUGAACAACAUCCUGGGCGCUGUCAAGGCCAGCACUUUGGACAAGAUCCCCGAAAACCGCAAGCAGGUGAUCGAAGAGCACACCGAGAAGACCAAGAAUUAUGUCAAGGAGAAGUUCCCCAAGGCGCGCCGGGACCAGUUCAUCUACCGUCUCAAGAAGGUUGUGGUCGAAUGCCAGCGUCACCACGAGUACCAAGACGCGAUGGAAUUCUUUUUGACUGCCUUUGAGCACUACACCGGCCACGCCAAGUCAAUCGCCGCCCAGGUGGAGAGCAGCGCAACCAACGCUCGCGCUGAAGGCAACGUCCAGACUGCCGAGGCGACUUUCCGCACCUUGAUCGAGCGUUUCGCCAAUGGAAAAUCUACGCAGCCCAUGGUCGACGCCAUAGACCAGAUCUACACUGACGUCAGGAAUGACCCUGAGCUCAAGGACUGGUUCAGCAAGCUCGACAAAUUCUUAAGGAGCUGUCUCCAAUUGCCCGGCUUCAUCAUGAAGGAUGAAGCCAACACGCAGGCUCGUCAGCUCGUCGAGUCCGGUAAGAAGUUCUUCGUCGCCGCCGAUGGCCGUGAGCAGGGCAAGUAUGUCGCUCACAAAGAUAGGCUCUUUGACGAGAUUCAGAGCUUCUUCCUUGCCAUGGGAAAUGACCCGCUCAACAAAAAGUUCGGCGAGGACUGGAAACGUCUUACCCAAGACCUGUUUCUCGACGCAGAGGGCAAGGCAACCUUUAAGUCUCAUCUCUGGAAGGACGUUCGCGACCCUAUCCUGCCCGAGCUUAUGAGCCACAUCGGUCUAAUUCCUAUUCCUCGUAUCGAGUACAGCGACGAGGCCGUCGACGUUGUCAUCGAGAACCUCACUCUCGACGCUGCCAACCUCUUGCCUAACAUUGUGGAGAUUGACGCUCGCAACUACUUCAAGAUGUCGCGGUUCAACAAGCUCGGCGAUGUCCACCGGCACUCGUUCAAGAUCACGCUCAGCCAGAUUCAAACGGACAUGCGCGACAUCCACUUCGCCAUCCGCAAGAAGUCUGGCUUCCCCAAGAUGAAGGACCAAGGUGUCGCCGACAUCCUUGUUGGCGGCAAGGGCCUCACCGUCACCGUUCUCCUCGAGGCUUCCAGCGUGCCGAAGGGCAAGCAGAGAAGGCAUGUCUUCACCGUCAAGCAGGUUAAAGCGAAUGUCCACCGCAUGGACUUUGCCAUCCGUCACAGCAAGCACGACCUGCUCAUCAAGAUCUUCAAGCCGCUUGCGUCGUCGUUGAUCAAGAAGCAGAUCAAGAAUGCGAUCGAGCGCGGUAUCACUGAGGGGCUGGAGAAGGCGGACGUCGAGCUCGUUGAUCUGUUCAACCAACUCGAUGCAUCCAAACAGGAUCCGGAGACCAGUGCAGUCGACGUGGCGAAGCAGAAGGUCGGCUCUGACGAUGCUCUGACAAAGAAGAAAGGUACCUUUAAGCUGGCAACCAGCAAGAGGAACUCGAUCCUGCCCAACAUGGGUGACAAGAGCGGCUGGGUCAACCGCAUCGACGAGCGCUCAGACGCUGCCAAGGCUGAACAGGCCGGCCGCCCUGACUGGCACUCCCCUGCGUUCAGCAUUGUAUCUUCGAACCAGCCAGAGCCGAAGAACGUCGGUAACCUUCCGACCUCAGGCCGAGUAAGCUCAAAGCCGAACGGCAACCUCUCGAACUCCACCAACGGCGUCGUCACGAGCGGGCCUGAGACGGGCUUUUCGAUCGCCGCGGGUAACUAACGUCCAAUCGCAUCGCAUAGCUGGGCUCGCAAUACCAUCACAGAUCCGAUACGCAACCGAUAAUUAACAACUGCCAUCCGCCAAGCCUCCAACAAUCAUCAGUCAAUUCGAAGCAGCAAACUCAGACUUGUCAAAACGUCUUGCCUAUUCAUUCUUGGGAGCUCCAAGAUGGUCGAGCGAGGGGUAGGGGAGCUAUCUAUGCAAACCGUGAUUGUUUAGGGCGCAUACCCCUCCUGCCCAAGGUCCGUUCGCCUCAUCAUACUCGCAUGCGCACCUAGUACCAUACCAUUUUUAGGAUUGUCACACCUGUCCAUUUCUCGUUUCCGCCUGCUUGCUUUUUUGAAUGAAAAUGUAUGUUGAUCCAUCUUUGCAAGUCUGACCCAAUGACUCUUCAGCAUGUACUAUACGCGCGAUUUGACCUGUACAGAGACGCCGAGCUCAUCAGAAUAUGCACUGAGC
This is a messenger RNA of Tilletiaria anomala UBC 951, 3220 nucleotides long. RefSeq lists its product as uncharacterized. The record is from RefSeq and is a predicted model, not a curated record. The transcript is spliced from 3 exons. Gene Ontology annotation, molecular function: lipid binding. The coding region runs from base 290 to 2761 and encodes 823 amino acids. Lineage: Eukaryota; Fungi; Basidiomycota; Exobasidiomycetes; Georgefischeriales; Tilletiariaceae.